AUGCUUUCUUUCUUAUUUAUUGUUUGUUGUUUAUUCUCAUUUGUUAAUUGUCGUAUACAUAAUCUUGAUAUAAUUGAUGACAAUCGUCAACAAAUUUUAUUGAGUACAUUUGGUUUUCUUCGUGGUGGUACAAUGAAUAUCAAUGUUACAGAUUUUACUUUUGAUAAAGCAGGUGUUGGUAAAGAUAGUUUGUUUGGAUUUAGUAUUGCUAAAGCAAAGAAUAGUGGUAUUGCUGAAUCUUUGCAAAGUCAUACAAGUCGUUCAUGUUUCUUUUAUCAAACUGAACAAACAAAUAAUAUACCACAUGUGUAUUUUAUGAUGGAUCAUAAAUCAGAAAAACCUAAAAUAACGAUUAUAAGACGUUCAGCAGAUUUUGAACUUCUUGAUAUUGAUUAUGAAAUACAAUCAGACACAAUUCAAUCAAAUAUAAAUAAAACGUUAAAAUCAAAUGUUACAAUAACAUCACGUCAGAAUAUGGAAAAAAAUGAAACACUUAUAAGUGAAAUUCCUAUAAAACGAAUUGAUGGAACAUUACAUCGAUUUCGUUUUCAAGUAGAAAAU
Messenger RNA from Rotaria sp. Silwood1, 561 nucleotides. The record is from the annotation of a GenBank genome assembly. NCBI's taxonomy places the organism in Eukaryota, Metazoa, Rotifera, Eurotatoria, Philodinida, Philodinidae.